AUGCCGUUUGCAGCCUUCCGGUGGCUUGAUCGACGAAAGCAGAGCCUCUCCAGCGAGACGACCGAAGAAGGCUGCCGAGUUCUUGCUGAAAGAGGUGUUCCGCGAUCGAACGAGCAUAGUGAAAGUGAAGAAGACUCAGAAGGCAGACUGGCUUCGAGCAAGGGUGAUGCGCUGCCUCUGGAAGUGAUCGAGCCAGGCACUUGGACUCUCAGGGUGUGCAUCCUGGGUCUUGCAACCAUGUGGCUCACAGGCCUCGCCACAAUCAUAUACGGCUCUAUCGUUGAGGCGUCCUCGAAGGGGACCUUCCAGCACUGGGGACCUUCUUUUAUCCACAAGAGAGCAAUUGGACCGCUCACCCAAUUGGCGAUUGCGUUCUGGAUCACAUUGCUCACUGACAUCGCAGGACUUGUCCACUCGACAAGCCUUCGAUUUUCACUCCUCGCACGUCGCAAAUUGACAUUCAACUCCAAUCUACGCCUCUUUACAAGUUGCCCUGACUCACCUGUUCAUUCAUGGCCGAUCAACAUCAUCUGGGCAUGGUCUCUCAUCUCGUCAUAUGCAUGUGGUUCAAUGGUGAUCGUUGAGUCAGUAUAUGAUUAUUCAAAUUCAGGAGAAGUCGGCUUCCAUACGUACGAUAUUGUGUCUGGAUAUGCUCUCAUAUUCCUGGGGUUCGGCUUGCUGGGGCAAGCCUUGAUUGCAAGUUGGGCUCUGAUGGUCUGCAAGUUUCCGUCGUGGUCAACCAAUCCUAUCAAGACUGCGAAAAUCUGCCGAGAUCUGGGGUGGUUGAGGCCGCUGACGCAACGGACAAUGUUAAGUGUCCACGAUGCGCAGAGCCUCGAGCCACACGAUUCUCCGUCGCUCCCAAAAGUACGGCAAGGGUCGUUGUUGAGGGCGCAUUCUAAUGUUCGUCCAGCGCUUAUCUUCGUGUGGGUAGUCACAGCACUAUCCUUUCUGUGGUUUAUCGCAGUAACGCUCGCCUAUCAACUCGGAGGCUCCUCCAUAGGUCCAUCAUGGGGUACCUUUAGUCGGUCGUACACAAAUGACUGGAGUCUGAUACCAGAUUGGCACGAUGUAACGGCUUUCAUCGCAAUUUCCACUUCGCUUGGCCAAAGCUCUUACACAUUCGGGCCCUGGUUCCUGUGUAAAUACCUGUUAACCUGUGUCUUCUUGGGUGGUAUCACGAUGGAUCUGCACGUCGUCGAAUUACUUGUACAGUGCUCGCGCGACGAAAGUCUUUGGAGACAGACCGCAUCAGCUCGCGGUCUGGAUCGGAACAGAGAUGGAGCCCUGGAGAUUGCUUUUCGCAGUUGGGAAACGAUAGCCUUGUUCGUCUUCAAGACUGCUGUGAACUGGGUCUUCAGCAUGGCCUUUGGGCCCUAUUGGGAAGGAAUUGAGAUGCGCAUACCACAGAUCUGUUACACGGCCAUCUCGUUGUUUUGGCUGUCGCUGCUGGCCACCUACCUGGCGUUAUGGAAGCCCAAAGGCCCACAACCAGCAACAUUUGGGCAUCUACCAACUCUGGUCGAUCUCAUUGACGUAUGGCCAGGUCGAGGAUCAAAUGAGAGGAGCGAAAACGCAGUCGAUGGAGGAGCGAAGGCCGACCAUUUACCGCUGUUUUGGGGCGACAAAGGUACAAGGGAUAAUGGAUUCCGCCGUGCAGGGACGGACCAUGCGCCUCUUCAGCCCAUAGUUAUGACAGCAUUGUAUCUGUGA
Exophiala spinifera is the source of this 1713-nucleotide messenger RNA. RefSeq lists its product as uncharacterized. The record is from RefSeq and is a predicted model, not a curated record. The transcript has a single exon. NCBI's taxonomy places the organism in Eukaryota, Fungi, Ascomycota, Eurotiomycetes, Chaetothyriales, Herpotrichiellaceae. The coding region runs from base 1 to 1713 and encodes 570 amino acids.